This is a messenger RNA of Blepharisma stoltei, 1080 nucleotides long. The record is from the annotation of a GenBank genome assembly. Lineage: Eukaryota; Ciliophora; Heterotrichea; Heterotrichida; Blepharismidae.
AUGAUCAUUUUAUGGUUAUUUCAUUUUGCACUUUUGAUCUUAGAUCACUUUGUCUUUCAAAAAAUUGCCAAUCUGACUAUAAGAGGUAAAGGAUAUUAUAUUAUUUUGCAAUCAUUUGCAGCAAACUCAAUUUUAUUUUUAUUAGGGAAAUACCUAGAUGAUAAUGCUGAUCUUUUAUUUGAGCUUGCGAGUAAAUUUUCUGCACAUUUGUAUGAGUUGGCUAGCUUUUAUGUGAAUAAUGCUUUGAUAUGAAAUGAAAUAUGAUUUUAUGUUUCAGGAAGUCUUUGUUUUAUUAUGAGUGAAAAGCAUUUGAAUUUUCAAUAUAGCUGAAUUGCAGCAAUGAUCGGAAUAUCAAAUACUGCCAGUUUCUUUUUUAUUGAGAGUAGCUGCUAUAUAUUAUUAUAUGCAGCUACAUUAGGAGUUUUUAUAAUAAAUAAAUGAAGAUAUGAGUAUGACUUUAAGGAAAUUUGCUUCUAUGACUAUUUGAUAGUCUUCCACACACUUUUGUUACUUAUUGGAAGCUAUUUUGCUUUAAAGUUUGCCUUAAAAGAGUAUGUAUAUAUAGAAAUUGGAACAGAAAUUAUGAGCGUCCUUAAUAUAAUAGCUCAAAUAUAUUGGAUAAAUUUUAUAGGAUUUUAUUUAUGGAAGAUUCUUCGUGCUGUAAUGAAAUAUGAAAUGUAUUUAGGGAUAAUUCUUAUAUUUUGACUCCACGUGAUAUGCGGAAUCAUAACAUUUGGUGAUGUUCUCCAUCGAAAAGCUGUAUCCUUCAAAGAAAGAAACAAUAAAAGUGAGUUAAAGAAAAAUAAAGAUAUCUUCAAAAUCAUCUGACUUUAUUUUUUAAUGCUUAUUGUUCUUGCCACAAUUCCUAUUUCAAAGUUCAUAACUAUACUCAUUAUAGGGUCUACGAAUUUCAUAUUAGACAAUUUAUUUUAUUUUUUAUGAGUUUGGCAAAUAGGAUUUAUACUGGAAUUUCCAGACUCUAAUAUGGACCAGUUCCCAGAAUGUUUUUUUAAAAAUAUUUAUGGCAUAAUGGUUUAUGGGGUUUUAGGGAUGAAAGUAUUGGGCAUGCUUUUCGAUUAG